AUGAAACGACAUGAUUUGCCACCUGUGUCCCUGAACGACUUCACCCUCACCCCGUCUCAUUCGGCCUAUAGUCCUGAAUCAGACCAAAUCCUCCCCCCACCGCAAGCGUCACUGCACACAGACCAUUCCCUCGACUCGGACUUCUGGGGGCAACACAGCAACCAGUCCCACUCCCCGAGCUCUGUCUCUGUGUCGCCCACAAUUCCACCACCACCAUCUGCCCCCUCUGCGCCACCCCCGCCCCCAGCGGAUCCCCCCAAGCCCAAGAAAUCCCGACGAGAAAAGCCUCGGAUCGAGCUUGCCCCAGACCAGCCUCCCACCACCCAGGGCAAGCCUCGCGAACGUGUCUACGUUGCAUGCAUCCAAUGUCGAACGAGGAAGAUCAGGUGCGAUGGCGCAAAGCCAACUUGUCACAACUGCAGCCGCCGUACUACAGGAAACAACGACUGCACCUACGACUCCGUCCCAAAACGCCGCGGCCCCGACAAGUGUCCAGGCGCUCGCCAGAGGUCAGCGCGUGGGGCUAAUGGCGAAGUUGUAGGCCCGCGGCGACGACGUCGCACGACCCGGUCAGAUACCACUGCGUCAAACAGCGACACGAACGCAAAUACCAUCUCCAAACAGGCACCAGCUGUCGAGCCCCUAGUCCAGGCUCUGCCUCAGUCCCCUCUUGACCCCGGCCCCCAUCCAAUCAACGCACAUGCCAAUCAACCUCAUCCUGAACAACCUAGCCACUCGGUGCCCGACUUCGUUAAACCUUAUCCGCCGGAAUGUGGGUGUCAUGGGCUAGUUGACUGUCCAGAUCUGUUGGGGGGUUAUUCACUUACCGACAGCAGGAAAUCGUCCGCUAUGCCUUCUCCGACUUAUGACUACCCCUUUGACCAUUUCUCCAUGAUGCCUCCUCACCCCCACGUCGAGACCAGAGGGGGAUACAUCACCGAAAUCGACGAGAACGGUGAAGAAUGUGCUCAUCAACAACGUCAGGAAAUCGACAUUGGUAGCCAGCCCUCGUUGAACUUUACCCGCAAAGUCUGGUGGGACUCACUCUUGUCUCUAUACGCCUCUUCCAACCCCUUUCAUCUCAGAGCCAUAUCCGCCUCGGAACGCGAGACCAUUUCCCAUAAAAUUGGGGCUGACUUGCGCUGGAUCUUCCGUGCGUCGAACUACUGGUUCUCGUUCUUCCAUCUCCCGACGUUCUUCGGCAACUUUUAUGACCCUCACAAACGGGAACGCAUGCAACCCAGUUUGGUCCUUGCCCUACUCGCCAUUUCCACGUUCUUCCAGAGCUCUGAGGUUGGCAACGGCCAAGGAGGACGCGAGCGCGCGUUAAGAUUUCGGGACGAAGCCCAGGGUGCUUUGGAGGCGAGCUUCAAUUCAGGGUGGAUCGAUGAGACACUCGCUCAGGCAGCAUGGUUGCUUGCCUUGUUCGAAGUUUGUGCCCAUCCCUCUCAUAGCUCGGAGAGAUCGGGCUCCUCUAUGCUCAUGUUGGACUCACUCAUUCGCAGUCUUUCCCUCACCCUCGUGGAUGCGGACGAUCCCAACACAACACUCUUCCCUCCGGGAUCUGUGCCGGUCGUGAGCCAACCCCACCGCCGCUUAACGCAAGUUUCUGGCAAUCGGCUUUGGUACCCGGACCAACCAACUGUCCCCGACCUCAGUUAUCCGGCACAUAAUGUAUCGCACCCCGAACCAUCGGGAUGCACCUGUCAAUCUAUGACCCUUGGCGAAAACUGGUCCUCCGCCAACGACCUGGUUCCCAUGUGGGGGUCUACCCCGGCCUGGGGUGAAGGCUGGUCAGAAGCGGAUCUUCGCAAAGAAUCGAUCCGCCGCCUGUGCUGGAGCUCAAUGAUCCUGGCAGCUGGCCACAUUUCAUACACAAUGGCCCAUAGACAAACCGGACUAGACUUGUUCAUUUCUGACCCUGCGAAUUAUGCCCUCCUCUUCUCGGGAGAGUCGGUUGCUCGUUCGCCCUCCCUUUCUGGUCAACAAUCCUCGAAGGACACGGUUUGGGCACUGUUUGACCGCGCCUUCUUGCUUUGGCAUGGUUGUAUCAGGAUGCGGAAUAACGCUCGCGCGAGCGAUACCGACAAGGCGCAGUUCGCUGUCAAAGCGUGGAUAGAAGCAGACGCUCUUGAGCAAGCAUUGAACAAGCACACCUGCGCUAUUGAGCGAGCUUUCAUUUUCCAGGCCAGAGAGUACAUCUUCAAUACUAGAAUGUGCAUUUCCUACGAAUUUCGCCGCUUUGUGCCCCUCGUUUCGGCAAAUGUUGACAGUUUGUUCCAUCGUACGAAGGCUGAGGAAUGGCUGUCCCAUCAAGCGACGGUUGCUCAACGCUUCAUGCUGGGCCUUCACACCAUCACUGGCAACGCCAACAAUCUCCUUGCCCGUCGACCUUUCUUUGUCUUUUGGUUCAUGGGGCAGAUCGGUCGCGCGCUCGCUUUGUGGCAAUGUGACAACUCUUUGACGGUCGCGCUCGACGUUUGCAAGGCAUUGCUCCCUGCAAUCGACUACCUUACAGCACUUUGGCCGUGUCUCGAGCAACGCCUUCGAUACGAUGCUCUCCGAGACAAGCUCGAGCAAGCCUGCUAUACUGCUGGUAUCAGUCCCCCACCUCCACCUAACCUUACCUUGCCACUCCCAUCUACUCCUGAGGCUCUCGUUUAA
Molecule: messenger RNA, 2664 nt
Organism: Coprinopsis cinerea okayama7#130
Lineage: Eukaryota; Fungi; Basidiomycota; Agaricomycetes; Agaricales; Psathyrellaceae
Exons: 9
Coding region: 1-2664 (887 amino acids)
Biological process (GO): regulation of DNA-templated transcription
Cellular component (GO): nucleus
Molecular function (GO): zinc ion binding; DNA-binding transcription factor activity, RNA polymerase II-specific
Source: RefSeq, a predicted model, not a curated record